GUGCAGACUUCAAUAUCAAAAGGAGCUCGAAAUUAUUUUGCCAAAGUCAAGUGGAAGUGACCACAGUCGAGGCAAUUUAACAAUUGUCAUGAUUCCAAUCAUCAGAUAGAAUUGUUCGCUAUCCUAUCAUCUCGAGUUCCGCCUUAGAUUUUGAAGUUUCUCUCUCACCAAAUUCUCGAGAUUUCCCCACACAUCAUCUCUCUCCCCUCCUGAUUUCUCAGUUCAGUUCUAACCCUUCCCAAUAUCACGAAGAGCGAGACUUCAAACCCUCGCUAUCCCUCGAGCUAUAGAUGCUCCGAUCGAACCAUCAGUUCCACCCACCCCAUUAAAGCCAUGGCCUUCUCAACCCGCACCCUCUUCACCCUCUCCAUCCUCCUCCGCAUAAUCCUCUUCUUCUACGGUCUCUACCAAGACGCGCACUCCCCCCUAAAAUACACAGAUAUAGACUACCAAGUCUUCACCUCCGCAUCGCUGUACACCUCUCGCUCGCUCUCGCCCUACACGCGAGAAACCUACCGGUACACACCUCUCCUCGCCUGGCUCUUACUCCCCACCACAUUUUCUCCCCAGCACCUCUGGUUCCACUUUGGCAAGAUUCUAUUCGCCGUGUGUGAUAUACUGGCGGGAUAUCUACUCCAUGUGAUACUCGUGAGUCGAGGGAUGGAUGUGGGACGCGCGGGGAAAUACGCGGCGAUCUGGUUGUUGAAUCCGAUGGUCGCGACGAUUAGCACGCGCGGGAGUAGCGAGGGGAUCUUGGGGGUGCUUGUCAUAGGAUUAUUGUGGGCGGUGUUGAAAAGAAAGAUUGUGUUGGCUGGGAUGUUGUUAGGCUUAGGAGUGCAUUUUAAGAUUUACCCCGUGGUGUAUGGGAUUAGUAUCGUAUGGUUUUUGGACCGGGACUUGAUUCCAGGUUCUGGAAGCAGGAAAAUCGGAGGCAAAGGAAUGAAGAGAGGAAACGUGGAGAGGGGAAAUGAUGAUAUUUGGGGGAAGAUUAUGGGGUUCAUGAAUCGGGAAAGGAUUACUUUAGUGACGGCCAGUCUGAUGACAUUUAUGGGACUUAAUAUCCUGAUGUACUACAUUUAUGGAUACCCCUUCCUCCAACACACCUAUCUCCACCAUCUAACCCGCAUCGACCAUCGACACAAUUUCUCACCCUACAACACCCUCCUCUACCUGCGCUCCGCUUUCCCCUCCCCCUCUCCACUCCCCUUGGAAUCUCUAACUUUCAUUCCUCAACUUCUCCUCUCCACAGUCCUCCUCCCGCUCGCCCUCUCCAAACAGGACUUGCCCACAACCAUGCUAGCGCAAACCCUCACCUUUGUAACCUUCAACAAAGUAGUCACAUCCCAGUAUUUCCUCUGGUACACCUGUCUACUCCCUCUCUACCUCUCUACUCCCUCUUGUAGCCUCAUCGCAUCACCACGCAAAGGGAUAUUCGCUCUAUUCUUAUGGGUUGCCACACAAGCAUUGUGGUUACAUCAAGCAUUUGAGCUUGAAUUUUUGGGUUCGAGUACUUUUGUGCCCGGUCUAUUUGUGGCGAGUCUUUUAUUUUUCGCUACGAAUGUUUGGAUUUUGGGUGUUAUCGUGAAGGAUGUUGGACGGGGAGCGGCUGUUGUUUCUGGGAAAGUGGUUUAAGGUUUGAGUCUCGAGAAGGACGUUAAGAGGGAGGUUGUGGAAUAAGAUGAAGGCUGUUUACUAGGAUAAUACAUAUCAAUAUGUGCGCCAGAUAGAGAUGUAUAUAGAGAGUAUACAUAUUCCACACAUCGACCUGUAGAUACAUUCUGACACAUCCACAUUAUAAAUCAAUUAGGA
Botrytis cinerea B05.10 is the source of this 1809-nucleotide messenger RNA. RefSeq names its product Bcgpi14 (gene Bcgpi14). Gene Ontology annotation, biological process: GPI anchor biosynthetic process. Gene Ontology annotation, cellular component: glycosylphosphatidylinositol-mannosyltransferase I complex; membrane. The transcript is spliced from 2 exons. The record is from RefSeq and is a predicted model, not a curated record. Gene Ontology annotation, molecular function: GPI mannosyltransferase activity; alpha-1,4-mannosyltransferase activity. NCBI's taxonomy places the organism in Eukaryota, Fungi, Ascomycota, Leotiomycetes, Helotiales, Sclerotiniaceae. The coding region runs from base 334 to 1632 and encodes 432 amino acids.